AUGCCGACCAUUUUUUGCUGCACCCUCAACGGUAGGCGCAUCGAGUUGACUCCCGAUCAGCAAGUUGCCACGGCACUUGGACUCAGCCGCCUUCUUCUGGUAGCAAUCCAGGCAGCAUUUGCAAAAAACACCCCGGUACUGGUCACGGCAUCUACUACCACUGCCGUCGCGCAGUUUACAGAAACCCUAAUAGCCUUGGAUGUUUUUGAGGGCAUCACCAUCGUUCGGUACCUAGCAGACGCCUCCGCCGCCGCCAAUGCCCCUACCAUCCCGGUCGAUCUCAAUAACGUAUUGAAGCGGCUUGAGCAGGAUUGUGACGAGGAGAUGAACAUGGACGAGCAGGAUUUAUGCAGGAAUUACCGCCUAGGUAGGGAAAGGAUCGGGCAGUACUUGGAGGAUCCGGACCUCAUCUUUCAGAUGACGGAGGACGAAAAGAAGGAUUACAUCAUUUCUGAGCGAUUUGUGUCCAACAAUGUCGAAAUGGUCACUUUAAUGUUCCGCCUUCGCAAGUCCAACAUCAUAUUGGCCACCAUGUCUUCCCUGCUGAACACAGCGGGGCCAGGCGGCAUCAUCAAGACCCACGUAGAGCAACUUAGGGUUUUGAUCGGGGAUGAGGCCUCCAAAUACUGGAGCCCGUACUUGGAGCCAUUGCCAUACGACUGCCGGAUUCGCCAUAUCUAUAUAGGCGACAUACACCAGCUCGAGGCCGAUUCGCUGUGCCCCGAUCUUUCGCGUCAGCGAUGUUUGGUACUAAAAGGGUCAUGGCGGUGA
Molecule: messenger RNA, 771 nt
Organism: Cylicocyclus nassatus
Lineage: Eukaryota; Metazoa; Nematoda; Chromadorea; Rhabditida; Strongylidae
Source: the annotation of a GenBank genome assembly